This is a messenger RNA of Coffea arabica (coffee), 1495 nucleotides long. NCBI's taxonomy places the organism in Eukaryota, Viridiplantae, Streptophyta, Magnoliopsida, Gentianales, Rubiaceae. The record is from RefSeq and is a predicted model, not a curated record.
AUUGUUGCAAGCAUUCAAUUUCAAUUUCAGGUGGCUCUUUUCGCCUGCCCUGGCUGGCUUAUUUCACAUUUUGUGAGUUGUUGGCUGUGGUGUGGAGGUCAUCAGCGCUCUAUGGCUGGCAUCAGUGGAGGAGGAGGAGGAGGCGAUCAUCUCCGAAAGAAGGCCACGGGGGUCCGAACAUGGCUACAACUGGACUCAACCGGCGAAUCAAAUAUAGUGGAAGCAGGGAAGCACGGUGUUAUGCGGAGGACUGGCCUGUCUGGCCUUGAUCUUCGGAUAUUGGAUCCUUUCCUCUCGUAUCCGUCCACUUUGAUAGGGCGGGAACGGGCCAUCAUCGUCCAUUUGGAGCACAUCAAAGCCAUAGUUACGGCACAUGAAGUCCUCCUGCUCAACUCCAGAGAGCCCUCCGUCGUGCCCUUCGUGGAAGAGCUCCGACACAGAAUCAUGCAGCACCACCAGGCUACCGAAGCACUGUCACGGGAAGAAGAGUCGCUAUUGACGAGGGGACAAAAUGGAGAAAAUACUGGACCACCCCUGCUUCUUCCUUUUGAGUUUGUAGUAUUAGAAGCCUGCCUGGACGCUGCUUGCGGUUAUUUGGACGAAGAGGCAACGGCUUUGGAGGAGGAAGCUUAUCCAGCAUUGGAUGAAGUGACUUCAAAAAUUAACACCCUCAAUUUGGAGCGGGUGCACAGGAUCAAAAACCGGUUAGCCCAAUUAUUCCAACGUGUUCAAAAGGUGCGAGAUGAGUUAGAGCGAUUGCUGAAUAACGACGAAUAUAUGGCUAAGAUGUAUCUGACAAACAAGCAUGCAGUUGAGAGGCAGCUUAGGAAUUCUUCCCUAUCCUCCAUAAAACAUGAAAUUGUGCAGAGAGUCCUGGAUGAAAGGCACGGGAUGUUUCUUUUACAUCCUAUACAUUUCAACUUUUACCCGGUUUCUGGUGAAACCUUAGUGCAAGACAGAGGGAAUUCCAGCCGUUUCAGCGUUGAUUUUCACCCUGCCGAACAGCACCACCAGCAACGGGCAAUCCGCACAGCCAGUUCUCUCAGCAGAGGAAGCCAAUUUGCAAUCCAUACUAGCAGUAGAAGAUACAUGAUAGGCAAAAGCAAGCAUCUCGGUGUGAAGGAUGUGGAAAUAAUCGUGGAAGCCUACUUUGUUCGGGUGGAUGCAACAUUAUCUGGCCUAUCAACUCUAAGGGAGUACGUAGAUGACACGGAAGACUACAUCAAUAUCAUGCUGGAUGACACACGGAACAGAAUGAUGCAAAAGGCGGUGUUGUUCAUGACAGCAGGCGUUGUGCUCAUGGCUUUUACCACUGUGACAGGAGUUUUUAGUAUGAAUAUCCACGACUUUAGUCUCUUCCAAAAGACUGAUCCUCCCAAUUACUAUUUCAUCUUAUUCUGCGGCGGCGGAACAGCUUGCAGCAUCGUCCUAUAUUUGAUUGCAAUUUCCUGGUAUAAGCACUUGGGAUUAAUGUGAUGGCUUGAUGGUGUCUUUU